This is a messenger RNA of Mus musculus (house mouse), 393 nucleotides long. RefSeq names its product small nuclear ribonucleoprotein polypeptide G (gene Snrpg). Gene Ontology annotation, molecular function: RNA binding. The record is from RefSeq and is marked provisional. The transcript has 4 exons. Gene Ontology annotation, cellular component: small nuclear ribonucleoprotein complex; cytosol; spliceosomal complex. Gene Ontology annotation, biological process: mRNA splicing, via spliceosome. Lineage: Eukaryota; Metazoa; Chordata; Mammalia; Rodentia; Muridae. Bases 44 to 274 code for a protein of 76 amino acids.
GCUCACUCCUUCGCCGUUGUGCCGAGCCCGCAGAGGAGUCGCCAUGAGCAAAGCCCACCCUCCCGAGCUGAAGAAGUUUAUGGACAAGAAGUUAUCAUUGAAGUUAAACGGUGGCAGGCAUGUCCAAGGAAUACUGCGGGGCUUUGAUCCCUUUAUGAACCUUGUGAUUGACGAGUGUGUGGAGAUGGCAACCAGUGGGCAACAGAACAACAUUGGCAUGGUGGUCAUCCGAGGAAACAGCAUCAUCAUGUUAGAAGCCUUGGAAAGAGUCUGACCUGUGCUCAGCAAGCAGUGUCCACAUCCCUCCCCAAAGGCCUGUUUGAUUGUGAUGUAGAAUUAGGUCAUGUACAUUUUCAUAUGGAACUUUUUACUAAAUAAACUUUUGUGAUACUC